Messenger RNA from Dermatophagoides pteronyssinus (European house dust mite), 1822 nucleotides. Its product is annotated as glycerol-3-phosphate acyltransferase 3-like. Gene Ontology annotation, biological process: triglyceride biosynthetic process. NCBI's taxonomy places the organism in Eukaryota, Metazoa, Arthropoda, Arachnida, Sarcoptiformes, Pyroglyphidae. Gene Ontology annotation, cellular component: endoplasmic reticulum. Gene Ontology annotation, molecular function: glycerol-3-phosphate O-acyltransferase activity. The record is from RefSeq and is a predicted model, not a curated record.
GAUUUUUAUCACCAUCAGCCAAAAUUGUGAACAAUCAAAUUAUUUAAUUGAUAAAAAACCAGGCCAACGAAAAUAUUGAAUAACCCAAAAGAAAUAACCAGAAAUGCUAACAUUAAUCAUAACAUUAUUGAUCAUACAAUUGAUCAUAUUGAUAUUAUAUCUUGGCCUAGCAUCAGUUGGACAUAGAUUUUUUAUCCAUCAAAUUUAUGUUAGUAAUUUAUUAAAAUUAUUUGAAUAUGGACAACGUGGUGUUGAACGUAUUAAUCAACAAUUACAACAACAAAAACGACGACGUCGUCAUAGUCAACAACAACAACAAAAUCAACAACAACAACAACAACAUGGCCUUAAACGAACUGAAUCACAAGAUUCAACUGAUCGUAAUUCAACAACAUCAUCAUCAAUGGAUUCAGAUUAUAAUACGGAUAGUGCAUUUAAUUCGGAUUCCGAUGAUAAUAGUGAUAAUGAAGUGCCCGAAAGUUUUCGAAAAAAUUGUUCAAUGACAUUAAGAUUAUGUGAAACACAAAAUCGUUUACAAUUAUCAACAGUAAUGGAUUUUACAUCGCUUGGUAUUGAAGCAAUAAUUGAUGAUGCUGUAACAAAACGUUUUGCAGCUGAAGAAUUAAAAACAUGGAAUCUAUUAACACGAACGGAUAAUUUUUCACAUUAUCGAUCAUUUCGUUUAGCAUUUAUAUGGUUAUGUGGUUUUCUAUUUCGUUAUCUGAUAUUAUUUCCAACACGUUUUUUCAUAUUUAUUAUCGGUUUCGGUUGGUUAACAUUUGUUUGUACUUUUCUUGGUCUUUUACCGGAUAUUCGUUUUCGUAAAACAAUACAAUAUUAUCUAUUAAUACAUGCAGCACGUAUAUUAUCACGUUCAUUUGGCAGUAUUAUCAAUUAUCAUGAUGAAGAAAAUAAAGCUAAACCUGGAGGGAUUUGUGUUGCUAAUCAUACAUCACCGAUUGAUGUUAUUAUUUUACAUUGUGAUAAUUGUUAUUCACUUAUUGGACAAUCACAUAAUGGAUUUCUUGGUAUAUUACAGCGUAUAAUUUCUCGUUCUUCUGAUCAUAUUUGGUUUGAUCGUUUUCAAAUUAAUGAUCGUUUAGCUGUAUCACGUAGAUUACGUCAACAUACUGAAGAAAAAAAGAUGCCAAUAUUAAUUUUUCCUGAAGGAACUUGUAUAAAUAAUUCGGCUGUAAUGAUGUUUAAAAAAGGUAGUUUUGAAAUAGGUGCUACCAUAUAUCCAGUUGCAAUAAAAUAUGAUGCACGUUUUGGUGAUCCAUUUUGGAAUUCAAGUAAAUACGGUUAUCUACGUUAUUGGAUGAUGAUGAUGACAUCAUGGGCAAUUGUAUGUGAUGUUUGGUAUUUACCACCAAUGACACGUCAAUCAAAUGAAUCAGCCAUUGAAUUUGCAAAUCGUGUAAAAGCAAAAAUUGCAUCAACAGGUGGUUUAGUUGAUCUGGAAUGGGAUGGACAAUUAAAACGACAACCAGUUAAACCAGAAUGGAUUAAACAACAACAAUGGAAAUUUAGUCAAACAUUAUUAUCUGGUUUGGAUAAUAAUAAUGAUAAUUUGGAUUAUUAUCAUCAAGAUGAUAAUAAUAAUCAACAACAAAAUAGCCAUAAUAAUUGUGAUAGAAAUGAAAAUUUCAUUUAUACAAAUUUUGAUGUUCAAUCAGCCAAAGUAAUCAAAGCUCGAAUCCAUCAUCAACAACAACAAGAAGACGAUGAUGAAUCGGGUCCAUUAAAAAUGAAAGAAUUGUGAUAAAAAUUCAAAAGCCGUACUCAAACGCACAUUGAACAAAUUUUCAUCAUCAUCAUCAUC